Pan troglodytes (chimpanzee) is the source of this 1644-nucleotide messenger RNA. It is a transcript of the gene MARCHF2, whose product is annotated as membrane associated ring-CH-type finger 2. The record is from RefSeq and is a predicted model, not a curated record. NCBI's taxonomy places the organism in Eukaryota, Metazoa, Chordata, Mammalia, Primates, Hominidae. The coding region runs from base 449 to 1189 and encodes 246 amino acids. The transcript has 5 exons. Gene Ontology annotation, molecular function: zinc ion binding; ubiquitin-protein transferase activity. Gene Ontology annotation, biological process: protein ubiquitination.
GCCCGGCCCGGCCGCGGAUCAGGUAGGCACGGGCCUGCAGGUAGGGCCGGAGGACGCCAGUCCGCGGGCCGGCCCCGGGUUCGAGGCCGGAGCUCGGCACCCGGGCGGGACGGCUGGGCUCGAUUCCUUGGCCACAGCCUUCUCGGGGACGCGGGGACCUCAGUUCCCGUGUCAAGGCCGGUGGGAGGUCUCCGGGGUCCGGCACACAUAGGCGCCUCUCCGAGCCUCGGUUUCCCCACCUGUGAAACUGGGUCAUCCCAUUGCCAACCUGAUGGGGCGUCUGGGAGGAUUCAGGAGGUGGCUGGUGCAGAAAACGCCUGACACACAGUAGGCAACUGCUAAGUGGCCAAUGCCCUUCCCCAACCUCCUUCUCAGAGCGGCUCUGCCUGCAAAAUAGCUCCUGGAACCAUGGGCCUCAGGCCCUGAGGAUACAGGGCUCCCGGUGGCCAUGACGACGGGUGACUGCUGCCACCUCCCCGGCUCCCUGUGUGACUGCUCCGGCAGCCCUGCCUUCUCCAAGGUCGUGGAGGCUACGGGCCUUGGACCGCCCCAGUAUGUGGCACAGGUGACUUCAAGGGAUGGCCGGCUCCUCUCCACCGUCAUCCGUGCCUUGGACACACCGAGUGACGGUCCCUUCUGCCGGAUCUGCCAUGAGGGAGCGAACGGGGAGUGCUUGCUGUCCCCGUGUGGCUGCACCGGCACGCUGGGUGCCGUGCACAAGAGCUGUCUGGAGAAGUGGCUUUCCUCAUCUAACACCAGCUACUGCGAGCUGUGCCACACGGAGUUUGCAGUGGAGAAACGGCCUCGACCCCUCACAGAGUGGCUGAAGGACCCGGGGCCGCGGACGGAGAAGCGGACACUGUGCUGCGACAUGGUGUGUUUCCUGUUCAUCACGCCGCUGGCCGCCAUCUCAGGCUGGUUGUGCCUGCGCGGGGCCCAGGACCACCUCCGGCUCCACAGCCAGCUGGAGGCCGUGGGUCUCAUUGCCCUCACCAUCGCCCUCUUCACCAUCUAUGUCCUCUGGACGCUGGUCUCCUUCCGCUACCACUGCCAGCUGUACUCCGAGUGGAGAAAGACCAACCAGAAAGUUCGCCUGAAGAUCCGGGAGGCGGACAGCCCCGAGGGCCCCCAGCAUUCUCCACUGGCGGCUGGACUCCUGAAGAAGGUGGCGGAGGAGACACCAGUAUGAAUGCUGGGCUCUCCGGUCCCUGCAGCAGAGAGGCCAGAGGUAGCUGGCGAUACCCUGUCCUGUGGAAGGACUUCCACUUCAACACUUCCCGCACGGCCUGAACGCUUCUUAGGCCAAGAGACACCACGCGGAGCCUAGUCUGUGAUCCUGUGUGAAGAUAUUUUCAGGGUUUUUUUUUUUUUUUUUGCAUAUGGAGGACAGGUGGACAUGGUCCUGAGCUCUGGACGGAGCAGGCACCCUGAUCUCAUUCUGAGGUCCACAUGGCACCUUCUGGGCCAGCAGCUGUGGCCGGUGUAUCAAGGGCGCCCUUAAAGCUGGAACAUUCCAGCAAGCUUCUUGCGCUUCUCUGCACCCGGCAGGCCCACUUUCCUGGCACCCUCGACUUUAUAUAAAAGUUGCACUGCGUUUCAAAAACCCACCCCUGAAUGAAUAAAAGGAGCCCUGGCUGGACAAAA